CUCUGUCCAAACACUGUUGGGACUUUCAGAGACAAGUGGAUGGAGGUAUUUAAGGCGCAGGGACCUCGGUCGGCGGGCAAAGGCGUUCUGGGGCCAGGAGCCACCUUAACAGAAGGCAAAAGUCCUCUCCUGUGGAUUUUCCUGGGUGGCAAAUGGGUCGGGGGCAUUGAGACCCCAGGAUUCCUUUGAGAAGGACCAAUUAGGGGCCAUUUUUGGAAACUUAUUUGGUGUAUUGCAAAGAGAGCAGAGCAGGGCAAAAAAACCAACUUGGCAUCCCUUUGGGUCCAAAAUCCAAUAUUUUUGGUCUUUGUAUUCGAAGCCUUUGCUAAAUUGGGAUGGAAAGUCUCAAUUUCCAUCUUUCCGAUACCAAGAUGUUCCUCACUCUUCUCAUUUUCCAAGUUUUGUCUCCAAAUUUGGCUGCAAGUGCAGGUUCUCACUGGACAUAUGAAGGUCCCCACGGUCAGGAACAUUGGCCGGAGAUGUAUCCGGACUGUGGGUUCCAGUCCCAGUCCCCCAUCGAUAUCCAAACUGGUUACGUCCAAUACGACCCCAACUUGCUGCCAAUCGAGACCGAGGGAUACCGGGACCCUGAGGGAGAGUUCACCAUGAUAAAUAACGGCCACACGGUGCAGCUCUCCCUGCCCCAGACCCUGCGCUUGCAUGGCCUUCCCAGCAUCUACUCCGGAGUCCAGAUGCACUUGCAUUGGGGCAGCAAGGGUCGUCCUGGAGGGUCGGAGCACCAGGUCGAUGGCCAGUCCUUUCCUGCAGAGCUCCACGUGGUGCAUUUCAACUCCGAAAAGUAUGCCAACGUCAGUGCAGCCUUACGCCAACCGGACGGACUGGCCGUCUUGGGUGUUUUCCUACAGGUUGGAGGGGAGGAAAAUCCGGCUUAUGACCACAUCUUGCAACACCUGGAAGACAUCAAAUAUAAAGAACAGGAAAUACAGAUUGAUCCUUUCGACGUCCGCGAGCUCCUCCCGGCGCAUUUGGGCCACUAUUUCCGCUACAACGGCUCGCUGACCACCCCGCCAUGCUACCAGAGCGUCCUCUGGACCGUCUUCCACCAGCCGGCUAGCAUCUCCGCCAGCCAGCUGGAGAAACUACAGAAAUCGUUGUACGCGACGGACGAAGGCAAGAUGCCUGAGGCGCUUCUGGUGGAUAACUUCCGAGACCCCCAAAACGUGAACCAACGGGUCAUUUACUCCUCUUUCCUUACGACUCCUUCUGGAUAUUCCGCAGGUGAGAUUGUGGCCAUCAUUUUUGGGGUGCUCUUGGGCUGCUUGGGCGUCUUCCUGGCCGGUUGGAUCGUGGCGAAGAGAAUACGGUGAGAUGCAGGCCGAGAUGGGAGGCCGACCUGUUGUCUUCCACCCAACGGAGGGAUGGAAGAAUGCAGGAACAGAAGGGCGUUGUCUUUACCUCCUCCACGCGGCGAGCCAUUUCCGAUUAAGACCCUUCCUUGCAGCGAUGGAGACACGAAUCCCCAAACAUUUCACCCUUUACUUUCUUCACUGCGAUGCAAAUAAAUAAAUACAAUUAGAGACUUUUAAGAGGGGGUUGCACUCGUCGUUCGUGGAAUGACGUGGAAGGGAGGGCUACCUCUUGGAAACCAUGAGGACUAGCAUCACAGUGCCAACAUUGAGUCCCAAUCAUGAUGUAACAAUAAUAAUUUGCCUCCACAGCUCAACCAAUCCUUUUUCGGGUUUGACGAGAAGGAAACUGUGUUAUGGGAUUUGUAGCAUUGCAACUUUCUCCAAGGGCUUCUGAUCCCAACGUAAGAAAUGGUUGAAUCUUUUGCAACUAGAACUGAAAUCUCAUACUCAAAGAAGGUGUGCGACGGGAAGGAACGCGAUUUCAAUGCUCAUUACAAAGCUCCCUUUCUGAACUACAACUCCCAGACUCCACAUAUGGCUGUGUGGGAUAUGUAAUCCAACUGAAUAAAUGUCACGGGUUCUGGCA
Molecule: messenger RNA, 1956 nt
Organism: Anolis sagrei ordinatus
Lineage: Eukaryota; Metazoa; Chordata; Lepidosauria; Squamata; Anolidae
Gene: CA14
Product: carbonic anhydrase 14
Biological process (GO): one-carbon metabolic process
Cellular component (GO): plasma membrane
Molecular function (GO): carbonate dehydratase activity; zinc ion binding
Source: RefSeq, a predicted model, not a curated record